Clunio marinus is the source of this 326-nucleotide messenger RNA. The record is from the annotation of a GenBank genome assembly. Lineage: Eukaryota; Metazoa; Arthropoda; Insecta; Diptera; Chironomidae.
AUUUUGAUGUGAAUUAGUAAUGAACAUAUCGUACAAAAGCAGCUGCAGUGCUGUUUUGUACAUUUUUUAUGACAUCAAUGAUCUUAAAGCUUCCGCUGACAUGUGAUGCUUUGUUGCAUCAUCAAAAGAAGAAAAUCUGGCAACAUUUUCUCAAAGUUACAAAAUAUAUUUUAAAAGAGGUUACCAGGUCAAAGUCGAAUGAGAUUUUAAUGGUCUGGACGUGUAAUCGAUAUUUUAAGCAAGGAAUUUUUCAAACACAAGCUUACAAUGAAAAAAGGAAGAGUGUUCAUGAUUUAGCAAUAGACAACAUUUGCAAAGGUUUUUAA